Trifolium pratense (red clover) is the source of this 2054-nucleotide messenger RNA. Its product is annotated as chalcone synthase 1A. The transcript has 2 exons. The record is from RefSeq and is a predicted model, not a curated record. Gene Ontology annotation, biological process: polyketide biosynthetic process. NCBI's taxonomy places the organism in Eukaryota, Viridiplantae, Streptophyta, Magnoliopsida, Fabales, Fabaceae. Bases 265 to 1434 code for a protein of 389 amino acids. Gene Ontology annotation, molecular function: acyltransferase activity, transferring groups other than amino-acyl groups.
CACAAAAUACUAGGUACUCAACUUUCUAUUAAUAUUAUAAUAAUCACUAAUUAGCCGGCCAGUAUCAUGCUUGUAAUAAUGUAACACUCUUUGAACUCUAUCUAAUCACUUUUCCUUCAACUCAGUCACACUAUAUAUAUCAACAUUUUCUCACAAACUAAAUCUCAUCUUAGUAUCAUUCAAUCAUUCUUCCCUUUGUCACUCUCACAACACUUUCUUACUUUCAUCCCAUAAUUUGGUUUUCUUCUUUGUUCACUUAAGAAUAUGGUUACAGUUAAUGAGAUCCGCCAGGCACAGAGAGCUGAAGGCCCUGCCACUGUGUUUGCAAUAGGCACUGCAACUCCUAAAAACUGUGUUGAUCAGAGUACAUACCCUGACUACUAUUUCCGAAUCACAAACAGCGAACACAAGACUGAGCUCAAAGAAAAAUUCCAGCGCAUGUGUGACAAAUCUAUGAUUAAGAAGAGAUACAUGCAUUUGACAGAAGAGAUUUUGAAGGAGAAUCCAAGUUUAUGUGAGUACAUGGCACCUUCAUUGGAUGCAAGACAGGACAUGGUGGUUGUGGAAGUACCAAGGCUAGGAAAAGAGGCCGCAACAAAGGCCAUCAAGGAAUGGGGUCAACCUAAGUCCAAGAUUACUCACCUAAUCUUUUGCACCACAAGUGGUGUGGACAUGCCUGGUGCCGACUAUCAGCUCACAAAGCUUUUAGGCCUUCGUCCACAUGUGAAGCGGUAUAUGAUGUACCAACAAGGUUGUUUCGCUGGUGGUACGGUGCUUCGUUUAGCUAAAGACUUGGCUGAAAAUAACAAAGGUGCUCGUGUAUUGGUGGUUUGUUCAGAGAUCACUGCAGUAACCUUUCGUGGUCCGAGUGACACCCAUCUUGAUAGUCUUGUGGGACAGGCGUUGUUUGGAGAUGGUGCGGCAGCUGUGAUUGUUGGUUCAGAUCCGUUACCAGAAGUUGAGAAGCCUUUGUUUGAAUUGGUAUGGACCGCACAAACAAUCGCUCCUGAUAGUGAAGGAGCCAUUGAUGGUCACCUUCGUGAAGCAGGGUUGACAUUCCAUCUCCUCAAGGAUGUUCCUAGCCUUGUCUCAAAUAACAUUGAGAAAGCUCUUGUUGAUGCAUUUCAACCUUUGAAUAUCUCUGAUUACAAUUCGCUCUUUUGGAUUGCACACCCUGGUGGACCAGCAAUUCUUGACCAAGUUGAAGCUAAGUUGGGCUUAAAGCCAGAGAAAAUGCAAGCCACUCGAAAUGUACUUAGCGAAUAUGGUAACAUGUCAAGUGCGUGUGUGUUAUUCAUAUUGGAUGAGAUGAGGAGGAAGUCAAAAGAAGACGGACUUGCUACAACAGGCGAGGGACUUGAAUGGGGUGUGCUUUUCGGUUUUGGACCAGGACUCACUAUCGAGACGGUUGUGCUCCAUAGCGUGGCCAACUAAAUCCACACGUUUUACUAAGGGAACAAGUUCUAUUUUUCCCCCACGCUCUUUUCUUUUUCACCCAAAAAGCGAAUGUUUUCCUUCUUUCUUUGUGGUUCCUAUCCCUAUAAUUGAUCAUCAUUAUCACUAUGUUACAUAAACCUUUAAUUAUCUGUUAUCUGAUAAGAUCUUCAGAUAAAAUAAAUGUAUUGAUUCAGUUCAUAAUAAAUCCAUCAAACAUGUACAAUGAAACAUUUUCUCCAACCAUUGGAACAUCAAUCAACUCCAUUUCAUCAAUGGAUCGUUGAAACUUAAUAAAAUCAAUGCAAUCCUCAACCAGAUUAACUCUUUUUAUUUCAUAUCUGUUAACUACAACACUGAAUUCUACGCUAAUAAACCAUAAGAUGUCAUUAAUGAAUCCCUUCUUCAGUAUAAUUUCACUUCUUACAUAUAACUUUUCAUUUAGAAUGUAGUUCCUUGAAAUAAUAAUGCACUAAGCAUUGAAUAAUAGAGUAAUCAUGAGUAAUAGAGAGAAGGUGUAAGCUAGAAGAAAAAAGAUGCACAUGUUUAAUAGAUGUGUUAUUGUUGGAACAAAGUUCACAUCACAUUGGUGUGUGAAUUGAAAAUAAAAUUGAGUCACA